UGCUGGGGGGGAUGCCAUGAAAAGUCGUUGAAGGAGAGAUCGAGGUUCAUCAAGUGGUGUGGACUUGCUGUAAUACCGCACUCUACAAAGGCUAGAGCUGUCCCCAGCAUGCACAGGGCGCUGCUGGGCUCACUUGUCGCGAGUCGAAGCUCAACACCCUACAUUCGCAUGAGUCCUCUCGUUGGUGGUAGGUGUUCUAGAGAGAUUUUGUGCCCCCGCGCGUCGGGGCCAACCAGAAUCCCGCCACACUCGCACCUGAUCAACUCGAGCCCACCUUUGAGCACCAGCCACGCAGCCAGAUGCUGGCUUCCUUCGACGACAGUCACUGAGUCGUGCUCAGCAAAUAUGUGCAGAAGCGCAAUCGCAAACAUAUUCCACACGGGCACGUACGCGACAGAAGAAAUGCGCAGCUAUAUAGAUCGACAUUAUCCUGCACACUCACGACUCACACGCGUGAGCCGUUUCAGAGAUUCGUGAUGCACGCAUGAUUCAUGAUUGUGAUGGAUCGCAAGGGACGGCUCGCACUCAAGAGUCACGAGUGUCUCUAUCGUGUAUCGCGGCGCUUCAGAAGACAUGCAAAGACACCAGAGACGACUUCUCAAGAACAUUCCCAAAGCCGUCCCUGUUUCAAAACCGCGGACUUGCGUCAAGUCUGCUCGCAGGCUAGCAGCGUGAGACAUUUACGAUUGCACAGACACAUCGUCUGCAUGCACCCAGCCCGCAUAACCUAUCGCUCCCGCAGCGCUGAAGAAGAAUUGCAAAUCGCAGCGACGGAUGGCCAAGUCGUGCUUGAAUCAACAAUCAAGAAUCUGAAUCGAUAAGGGCCCAGAAGUAUGUCGAACGAACGAGUCACGAGUCACAAGUGAAGUCUGCCCGCCUUUCGUGGUCGACCCGUCCAUCAAUGGUGGCGUCAGAACCUCGCUCACUGCGCAUGACGCAUGCCCGCAAUGUGAAUCAGUUGUGAAUCACAAAUCGCGAAACAGAGCAUUUUCCUCAGCGCCAUGGCGAAAUUCCUUGGCUUCCUACGCGUCACAUACACACCUACAAAGGAGCUUCUUUUUGUAUUGCAACUUACUCACCGGUCGAGAGAUAGGGAGCCCUAAGAACUCAGACCCAGACACGUUCUUGAUCUCCAUCUUUGACUCAUCACACUCACGUGAACUUUAUCGUUUGUAUAUCUUGCAGCAUGUGACCGACCAUCAGAAGGGGCAUGCAUCCGAUCGAUCAAGAAGGAUCUCCAUCACGCAAUUCCGACGAAUGAUGGCACCUCAAUCAAGAGCCAGACUGGAUGAAACAUGAUUACUUGGACGACAGCCGGACCUUGCAUGCGGCGAUCCGGCUCGCCCAACGGUGAAUUACAAAGGCGCGGUCCUGCUGGGCGUUCAACACUUCUGCUCUUCAUUCGUUUCAAUCGCUCGGCUUCGGGUCUCAAUCUGAUUCAAAAGUGAGACCACGGCCCGCCUGCUGCAUAUAGUGCUGGAAAAAUGUGGUAUCGACAUCAGCUGACACGAUACGCAGGCUGCUCGGCACAGAAUCACGCGACAUCAUGUAUUUUGCUGCUGUCACGUCGCAGCACGAGAUGCCUGCCUUUGGAGCAUUGGAUGAUAUAUGCAGCAAGACUUCUCACGAAGCGUGUCUCGCUUCAUGUCUGCAAGAUAUGAAGUGCUGCAUGGACAUACAGCCUCUUUCUUGGCACACGACGAUCUCGAUGUUGAGUUGAUUCGCCUGGCUCGCUCGCAGCUUUAUUCGUGAUUGUUCCGACAAAAGCACAGGUCAUCGCGGCAAUCACGAAGUGCUCAAUCUCGAUCACAACCCACGACUUCAUUCCGAGAACGGCUGGACUGGAUCGUAGAGGCGUGGAUCAGGCGCGGACUUUCUGCACGCCCGCGUCGAUCUCGACUCAAGAGAGUUGCGACAGGGCACCAGCGUCAAAUCCGGAACGCAGGAACUCCGCUGUCACGCUUCAAGGCACCAACAAAGGAUGGUACACGAAUCUUGGUUUCAACGCUCAGAGACUUUGGAGCACGUUCCAUCUGGCACAGUGCGUCCAUUGUCAUCUCACAUUGUCUCACGGCGCAAUCACGAAUGGAAGGAGCUAGCCAGAUCGAGCAGGAUCAUCCACUCGACCUUCGCAUGCUCAUCCCUCUGACUUGCUUUUCUGACAAGCAU
Messenger RNA from Ceraceosorus bombacis, 2169 nucleotides. The record is from the annotation of a GenBank genome assembly. Lineage: Eukaryota; Fungi; Basidiomycota; Exobasidiomycetes; Ceraceosorales; Ceraceosoraceae.